Molecule: messenger RNA, 668 nt
Organism: Saprolegnia parasitica CBS 223.65
Lineage: Eukaryota; Oomycota; Saprolegniomycetes; Saprolegniales; Saprolegniaceae
Exons: 1
Coding region: 69-632 (187 amino acids)
Source: RefSeq, a predicted model, not a curated record
CGCCCACUCGCCGGCUGGCGUCGGAUGGGUGCGACGAACGACAGCAUUUUCGAAUCCACCGACGAACCAUGGAAAGCGCACUGCAUGCUGCAUGGGCCGCGUCCUACGACGCAUGGAUCGACGUCCCGGGCCAUGCUGGCGUCAUCUACAACCGCCCAGGUGCGGCCAGCGAAGGCGCCGUCGCGUACCCCGAUUCUGUCUUGGCCUCGCACCUCUUUGCCAUCAUGGCGUGGAACCCCAUGGGCCUUCGCGCAUCCGACGACGACAACGAUCGCGCGCACAAGGCACUGAUCGCCGACAUUCGGUCGCUGCCUCUGGCGCCCGGCUUUUGGGUCGCGCCUUUCUUUGGCUUCUCCGAGAAGUGGCGCGAGCCCGGGUUCGUCGUCGCUUGCCCCGUCGACGAUACCCGCGCUGUGGCCUCGACCCGAGAGGUAGUGUUAGCAUUAGCAGCCAAGUACGAGCAAGGUGCCAUUUACGAGUACACGCCGGUGCCAAACCAGCGCCACGUGCUUUUGCGCAAAACCGUUCACUGCCUCUCGUCCCCGGAUGUCGACGCUGACGUCUUCCUCGUCCAGGCGUCGCGCCCGGACACGCCAAUGGCCGAGCCACACAUCGAUCCUUCCGACAAAUAGCUAGUUACCGACUCUUUUUGUUGGCUUUCUAAUCGC